This is a messenger RNA of Acanthisitta chloris (rifleman), 964 nucleotides long. RefSeq names its product activin receptor type-2A. Gene Ontology annotation, biological process: activin receptor signaling pathway; cellular response to growth factor stimulus; protein phosphorylation. The annotation marks the transcript as partial. Gene Ontology annotation, cellular component: plasma membrane; activin receptor complex. The record is from RefSeq and is a predicted model, not a curated record. The transcript has 4 exons. NCBI's taxonomy places the organism in Eukaryota, Metazoa, Chordata, Aves, Passeriformes, Acanthisittidae. Gene Ontology annotation, molecular function: activin binding; ATP binding; activin receptor activity.
GGACAUCAAGAGCAAGAAUGUGCUGCUGAAAAACAACCUGACAGCUUGCAUUGCUGAUUUCGGGCUAGCUUUAAAGUUUGAAGCUGGGAAGUCUGCAGGAGACACCCACGGACAGGUCGGCACACGCAGGUACAUGGCUCCAGAGGUCCUAGAAGGUGCUAUCAACUUCCAAAGGGAUGCAUUCCUGAGGAUAGACAUGUAUGCCAUGGGACUGGUCCUCUGGGAGCUGGCGUCGCGCUGCACUGCGGCUGAUGGCCCCGUGGACGAGUACAUGCUGCCAUUUGAAGAGGAGAUUGGCCAACAUCCCUCCCUCGAGGACAUGCAGGAAGUUGUAGUUCAUAAAAAGAAGAGACCUGUCCUGAGAGAGUGUUGGCAGAAACAUUCUGGCAUGGCGAUGCUGUGCGAGACCAUCGAGGAGUGCUGGGAUCACGACGCCGAGGCCAGGCUGUCCGCGGGGUGUGUGGAGGAGAGGAUCAUCCAGAUGCAAAAACUCACUAACAUUAUAACCACAGAGGACAUCGUGACUGUGGUCACAAUGGUGACAAACGUUGACUUUCCUCCCAAAGAAUCCAGUCUAUGAUAGUUGCACUGGUCGUGGAACUGACCACAGGACUCUCCACUGGAGCUGCUCUGGCGCGGCCGUCGGUGCCGGUCUGGGUGACCCGAACGGUAAGUCUCUCUGGAACAUCAGCAAGAGGUGUUGAUCCUUUGUUUGCCCUUUGUCCCCAACGUGGAUCCAUGAGACUUUCAGCAUUCCCUGCUUACACCUGAAGGACAUCUGACUGAGAACCCCUAACGUGCAUUAAGGAACUUUAGCUGAAGAACACAGACCUGUCCGGGCUAACGAGCGUGCGAAACACUGACAUCCGAUGGCUUAAACUCCCUAUCAGAAGAGACUAAUUCCUUAAAUGAACUACUGUUAUUUUUUUUAAAUCAAAACAUUUCAUUUCAGAUUUAAAAAAAA